Pomacea canaliculata is the source of this 1376-nucleotide messenger RNA. RefSeq names its product actin, cytoplasmic-like. The record is from RefSeq and is a predicted model, not a curated record. The transcript has 2 exons. The coding region runs from base 94 to 1224 and encodes 376 amino acids. NCBI's taxonomy places the organism in Eukaryota, Metazoa, Mollusca, Gastropoda, Architaenioglossa, Ampullariidae.
CAAGCGCUCUCACAAAGAGGCGUAACUCUGAAGCUGGUAGGACCAACUCGCUUGUCUCUCUUGUUCCUUCUUCAGUGAAGAUCAGCGGCGAGGAUGAGCGACGAAGACGUUGCAGCCUUGGUAGUGGACAAUGGGUCCGGAAUGUGCAAAGCUGGUUUUGCUGGGGAUGACGCCCCCCGAGCUGUUUUCCCGUCAAUUGUCGGCAGACCUCGACACCAGGGGGUGAUGGUGGGUAUGGGCCAGAAAGACAGUUACGUAGGAGAUGAGGCCCAGAGCAAGCGGGGUAUCCUUACCCUCAAGUACCCCAUCGAGCACGGCAUCGUCACCAACUGGGAUGACAUGGAGAAGAUCUGGCACCACACCUUCUACAACGAGCUGCGCGUGGCUCCCGAAGAACACCCCGUUCUGCUGACAGAGGCUCCACUCAACCCCAAGGCCAACCGUGAGAAGAUGACUCAGAUCAUGUUUGAGACCUUCAACUCUCCAGCCAUGUACGUCGCCAUCCAGGCCGUGCUGUCGCUAUACGCUUCCGGUCGCACGACAGGCAUCGUGCUGGACUCUGGUGAUGGUGUGUCCCACACUGUUCCGAUCUACGAGGGCUACGCUUUGCCACACGCCAUCAUGAGAUUGGAUCUGGCAGGUCGCGAUCUGACCGACUACCUGAUGAAGAUUCUGACCGAGCGAGGCUACAGCUUCACCACCACGGCCGAGCGCGAGAUUGUGCGCGACAUCAAAGAGAAGCUGUGCUACGUGGCGCUGGACUUUGAGCAGGAAAUGCAGAUUGCCUCCUCGUCCUCAUCCCUGGAGAAAAGCUACGAGCUGCCUGACGGACAGGUCAUCACCAUUGGCAACGAACGUUUCCGCUGUCCGGAGGCACUGUUCCAGCCCUCCUUCCUCGGUAUGGAGUCCUCGGGCAUACACGAAACCACCUACAACUCCAUAAUGAAGUGCGACGUGGACAUCCGUAAGGACCUCUACGCUAACACCGUGCUUUCGGGUGGCACUACUAUGUACCCCGGAAUUGCAGACAGAAUGCAGAAGGAAAUCACCUCCUUGGCUCCACCUACUAUGAAAAUUAAAGUCAUUGCACCCCCUGAAAGAAAAUACUCUGUCUGGAUUGGAGGCUCAAUUUUGGCAUCUCUGUCAACCUUCCAGCAGAUGUGGAUUUCCAAACAAGAAUACGAUGAGUCUGGCCCAUCCAUUGUUCACAGAAAAUGCUUCUAAACUUAGGCGAAUACUUUAUAGAAUAAUUUAUAAUGACUGUCAAGAGAGUAAAACGCUGUAGGGUCUAUUGAAAAACACAACAUACAUGUACAACAGACCUCUCAAUGCUGGCCAUUAUGGGAGAAUAAAAUAUAAAGAAAUACUGAACAUAA